Adineta steineri is the source of this 1170-nucleotide messenger RNA. The record is from the annotation of a GenBank genome assembly. NCBI's taxonomy places the organism in Eukaryota, Metazoa, Rotifera, Eurotatoria, Adinetida, Adinetidae.
AUGACAAAAAAGAACGAGCAGAAUAAUACCCAACCAGGUGGGGGUGGGAGUAGUUUAACUCCAAUACCAACCACUACCACAACUACUACUACAACAUCAAGUGGAAUCGUUAUUGUUCAACAGCAACCAGUUACUGAACAACAGCAACAACAACAACACUUUGUAUUGCAUACAUCAAAUAAUGCAGCACCAAUGAUUAUUACAACACCAUUGGCUGUCCCUUCUAUGAUUACUCAACAAUUACCUACAACGACGAAUGCCCAACAACCAACGGUAACAGCUGUAACUAAUACUUCAACUGCACUUGUUGCACCUUCAUCUGCUACAACUACUAUUCCUAAUACAUCAAUUCAAAAUAAGACAACAAAAUCUCCAGGACAAGAUCGACUAGUUUGUAGUUUAUGCAAUAAAGUCUAUCGAUCAUCAGCCGGUCUACGAUAUCAUAAAAGAAAGCGACAUCGAGAUGAAGGUAUGCUUAAACCGACUCAAUUACAUCGUGUACGAUGUCUAGAAAAUGGAUGUGCCUAUCAAAUGUUGGCGAUAUCUGAUCUAAGAAAUCAUUUAGCAAAUCAUCAUUUAAAACCAGAAUAUAAAACUACUGAAGAGAAAAAAUUUAACUCAUUUACAGAAUUUACUGAAUGGAAAAGUACAUUUGAACAGAGUAGUGGUUCAAAAUAUGUGAAAAAUUGUGGUUCUAAAGGCAAAUCCGAGAAUCAAACAACUGAAUAUUAUUAUUGCAAUCGAACAGGACCAUAUAAACAAACUCGACAAGGAUGGCGUCGUAAUUCAAAAGCUCUUGAUUCACUUCGUUGCGGUAUUCAUUGUACAUCAUCUAUGAAAGUUGAUAUCAGUCGUAAUGAUCAAAUAUCCGUACAGUAUUAUCCAGCACAUUAUGGUCAUACUGCUGAACCACCGUUACAAGCUCCACCAUCAUCUAAUUCCGUCAAUACAGUUUUACCAACUACAAAUGGUGAAUUAGUUGAACAACCAUCUGUCCAACAACAAACAAUUCCGCCCAUUCAAACAGUUGUGCAAGCGGCUGUUCAACAGCAAACACAAACAACAACCACUGAUCAUUGUGUUAGACUUCAACAUCAACAUCAUGCGCAAACAUCGAGUAUUAUUAUCAAUAUUGCGCCUGUGAAUACAACAAUCAUCAAAUGCGUGUGA